AAAAACACUAAAGGGGUAGCUAUGGAGAUGGAGCGUUUUCCUGGCUGCUUUCUUUGACAGGUGUUGAGUGGGGCAAAAGUCUUAAAACAGAAUCCAGCAUGUACGCCAAAGGUAAAGGAGCUGUCGUCCCUUCCGAUAGCCAAGCGAGAGAAAAGUUAGCUUUAUACGUGUAUGAGUAUUUGCUGCAUGUCGGCGCACAGAAAUCAGCACAGACCUUCCUGUCAGAGAUCCGAUGGGAGAAGAACAUCACACUUGGGGAACCUCCAGGAUUUUUACACUCAUGGUGGUGUGUAUUCUGGGAUCUGUACUGCGCUGCUCCGGACCGGAGGGAGACAUGUGAACAUUCCAGCGAGGCCAAGGCUUUCCAUGACUAUAGUGCGGCCGCUGCUCCCAGUCCAGUGAUGGGCAACAUGCCACCCAAUGAUGGCAUGCCAGGAGGACCCAUGCCCCCGGGCUUCUUUCAGGGUCCUCCAGGAUCUCAGCCGUCCCCCCACACGCAGCCUCCCCCACACAACCCCAGUAAUCCCAUGAUGGGACCUCACGGACAGCCAUUCAUGUCUCCACGGUACCCAGGUGGCCCAAGGCCCUCCCUCCGUAUGCCAAAUCAGCCUCCUGGGAGCAUCCCUGGGUCACAGCCUCUCUUGCCAAACAGCUUGGACCCCACCAGACCUCAAGGACAUCCAAACAUGGGAGGUCCAAUGAGAAUGAAUCCCCCUCGGGGCAUGGGAGGCAUGGGCCCACAGAACUACGGCGGAGGGAUGAGGCCUCCUCCAAACUCCAUGGGGCCAGGGAUGCCGGGCAUGAACAUGGGUCCUGGUGGAAGAGGUCCAUGGCCGAACCCCAACACCAACUCAAUAGCUUAUUCAUCUUCAUCUCCAGGCAACUAUGUGGGCCCUCCAGGGGGAGGCGGCCCACCAGGAACUCCCAUCAUGCCUAGCCCCGGAGAUUCAACAAACUCAAGUGAAAACAUCUACACAAUGAUGAACCCCAUCGGCCCUGGUGGAAAUAGACCUAAUUUCCCAAUGGGACCAGGUCCUGAUGGGCCCAUGGGUGGAAUGGGUGCUAUGGAGCAGCAUCAUAUGAACGGAUCACUAGGCUCUGGUGACAUGGAUGGGUUGCCAAAGAAUUCUCCCAACAACAUGGCAGGCAUGAACAAUCCUCCCGGCACUCCGCGGGACGACGGCGAGAUGGCAGGCAACUUUUUAAACCCAUUCCAAAGUGAAAGUUAUUCACCCAACAUGACGAUGAGUGUGUGAUUUUUUUUUAUUUUAUUUUAUCUUUUAUUUUAUUUUAUUUCUUUUUCAUCUCCCCUUAUCCCAAUCUCCCCCUUCCAUUCACCCCGGUGCGUCUUGCAUUACCUCCCUCCCUUCCUACCUCCUCCUCCUUGUGGACGGUGUGCGGUGCCACACAGCCCCUGGGGAUGCCCCUGGAAAGCAGGACUCCCCUCAAGGUCCCCCAUCCCAAUGCCUGUAAAAUGGGUGUAAGAACAUGAAAGGGCCUUCAAGCAACAGGAUGGGUCGCUUCUCCUCGCCUGCCGGGCCUCAUCACGGGGCCCUAGGACAGUAAGAGCCCGAAACUGCUCCAAGCCUGUCUCUCCCAAACCCAAAACCUGCCCUCAUGGGUGGCAUUCAAGCCCAAUCAAGAUGCCCCUCUGCAUCUACCACCACUCCAUUAUAUCACGCUGAUCAUAACUUAUGAGGGCACGCAGUUGUUGACUGACAGGAGCCGAAAACUCUCAUUCAAAAACUCUGCUCUUGUGGCGGGAAUGAUAAAACAAAACAAAAAAAAAGAUGAACUGAUAAUGUUAUUUUAGGGCAAGAAUGGUUUUCAUUAAAUAUUUGUAUUUUUUGUUGUUGAUGGUAAUAUUAUUGUUAUAAUUUUCAUAAUUGAUAUUAUUCUACUAAUGUAGUUAUGAUUUCCUGUAAAGGGCACAUUUUAUCUCAGCAGCAGCAUCAACAAUGACAGAAUAAGCACACACACGAAAAAUGCACAAUGAUUUUCUGUUUACAUGAGUUUUAGGUUAUUUGAUGUCUGUUUUGUUUUUUUGUCGGUCUCACUUCACAUACCUCUCCUUAAAACUUCGUUCAGAAUUCGUAGCUCGAGUCUUUGCCACCCAAAAUAUCCGUAGCACCAUUUUCAUAAACGUUUAAAUUAAGUUAGUAUCUGGGCUUAAACUGUCCAUGCAGUUCUCAAACAGGUUUGUCAGAGCAUUGCUGUUUUCUGGUACAAAGUGUCUGCUGAUGCACAUGAAUGAUCGUAUGUCUAUCUAAUCUUGUCUUAAUAAGCACCCCCUCCUCACAAUUUUCUAUGUUUUUACUGCAAGGGAAUGGCACUGAUGAAAUCCUGCGAUGACAGGACAGGUGCCAGCUCUCCUUCAGUAACAGAGCGAGAGAGCAUCUCUUCUACGGAUUUGGUCGUGUCUGUAAAUACAACAUAUUUAGCUUGUAUUGUGGUUGUUUUAUUAUUUGUUAUUUACAAGUUGUCUGUGAAUCCUAAAACGUGGUUCCUUCCCCUUCAUCACUUUGUUUGAUUUCAACCUCACUGUGGACUCCAAGCGGCACUGUUUUCCUCCCAGGAUUCAUUCUGGUCUCUCGCUGAUGCCUCCCUUUGGACUGGGAGAUAUUUAGGGACCUCAGAUACACUCACAACGCCUGCUUUUGAGUUUGGAUUGAACUCUCAGAUCCUGUGUGAUCCACUUUCUUAACCCAGACAAGACGGGUUAAAUAACUGUCUCGUUAGAGUUCCUGUCACCCUGUUCCCUCAGUGAGUCCCAUAUGCACGGGAUAAUGGAUCCAGAGUAUUGGGAGGCUGUAGCAGCACUGAUGAUGGGAGCAGAGUGAUGCACUUUGGGGUCAACAGGCUGUGCAGCCACAUCGGUCGACAGAAGAGGAAUAAUGGGAUGCUUUUGUAAUGGAUAUAUUUCCAUUUUGGUGGAUUGUUUUCAGCAGAUUGUUUUUAUUUUAAAUGUAUUCAACUGAAAAAAAAUGAAAGCCCAUAGAAUCUGCACACAAAGAAAUGCAUAGUUACAUAUCACGCUAUUUAAUUUGUUUCUUUCUGUAUGUUAUGUCCUCUUGGCCUGAUCAAUUCUGUCACUGUUUUUAAAGGGAUAAAUGAUCUCUCAUGGCAUCACGCUGCAGUUCAAACCAACAAUAACUAAACAACCAUUGUAGCCUCUAUGGGUGAUGGUGACAUACUUAUCAAUUUUCUGAUAUCAAUGUGAACAGAUUGUACCCAGAGUUCAACAGGGACAUCUCCAGGAUUCGGCUACCGGUGGCCUAGGAAACACUUUCUCUCCAGUGUUCCUUCAAUGUAGUGACACACACCUCCCUUCUUUCCUCCAGUCCCAUCUCUCACCCCUCCCAAAAAAACUCCCCCCUCCCUCUUCUCUUUAAUUUCCUUUUUUGUAAAUACUGUAUAAUGCAUUUUGAUAUCAUUGACAUGUUUUGAUAUGUCAGUCACUACCAAUGAAUACAGCUGAAAGUAAAUUAUAAAUAAAACUGUCCAUGUUUUUCAUAGAGAACAGAUGCGCUGACUAUUUGGCUCAUGUGGCUAAAUUUCCAUAAAAAUGUAUAGAAUACAGUAACACAAUAAAUGCAGACUGUAUGCUAAAGACUUGUAUGGUGGGGAGGAUAGGACAGAGAGAGGACAGGACAGAGAGAAGCAAACAAGCUGUGGCGUCCUCACUCUGCCCUUGUCUCCUUAUGUUUUACUUAAAUGUUACUAUUGGCUUUGAAUAAUCAUUUUUGAAUAUUUUUUUCCAAAGGGCAUCUUCUCACAAAAAAACAUGUGACCUCGUAUUGCAGUUUUUAAUAUGAAGGAUUUUUAUCAAUUUAAGAAAACUUUUAAAAAGGUGAAAAUAAUUAUGAGAACCUCAUUUUAAAUUAAGAACAGAUCAAAAGAUAACUGUGUCCUUUGCUAUCCGCUCCUGUUAUAACGUUGUAUAGAUUGAAGCUCUCUCACUGAUCCUCUCUCAGUCCUCUGUGUAUAUCGAUCGUUGGCCAUCUCUGUACUUCUAUUGUGAUGUAUAAUACUGUACCAUUAGGAAGAUUUGCUGGUCAGGUGGGGUGGUUAUGUUGAGUUGGGGAGGGGUGGGGAUUCAAGGGAAGGGGUUAUGAAUGAUUCUCCUGUACCGUUCAUGGUCCUUUCUGAUGACACGGCAGUAUUCAAUAUGAAGCAGUCUGUCUCUUGGGUUUGCUUUGUAUUUACAUGGUAGGAUAGUUCAGAAUCUUGUCUUAGGGACUUAGGUGUCUUGUGUAGGUAAUAAAGAUGUUCUUUGUAUGUUUCUUUAUAUUGUAAAGUUUCUUUAGACUGAAAGAAAAACAGAUAAUUUGCUUAUCAAAAAAGAAACAAUGCAUCAAUAAUAAAUGUCAUUUGAUUUUUC
Molecule: messenger RNA, 4381 nt
Organism: Morone saxatilis (striped sea-bass)
Lineage: Eukaryota; Metazoa; Chordata; Actinopteri; Moronidae
Gene: ssbp4
Product: single stranded DNA binding protein 4
Exons: 17
Coding region: 99-1256 (385 amino acids)
Biological process (GO): positive regulation of transcription by RNA polymerase II
Cellular component (GO): nucleus
Molecular function (GO): protein binding; single-stranded DNA binding
Source: RefSeq, a predicted model, not a curated record